GUUCCCACAUGUUUAUGUUUAGUGUAAACAGCAUCAGCACAAAACAUACUUGCUCUUCGACACCUCCAACAGAUUCACCCCGUGCAGAGUCAGAUCAGAAAGGAUUCAGAGCAGGCCAACAAAGAUGACCUCUAUCCAACUAUUUAACAACAAAGAUCAGGUCACAGCAAUGUAAAACCUCUGGAAGGAAUUAAAGUACUGGAUCUCACAAGGGUAUUAGCAGGACCUUUUGCUACCAUGAUCUUAGGAGACUUGGGCGCAGAAGUCAUCAAAGUAGAAAAAAAAGGUUCUGGUGAUGACACUAGGGCUUGGGGUCCACCUUUUGUAGAAACAGAAAGUGUUUAUUUUCUCAGUGUGAAUCGAAAUAAAAAGAGUAUAUCAGUGAACCUGAAGGACCCCAAGGGUGCACACAUAAUAAAAGAUCUGGCAUCUGUUUGCGAUGUGCUGAUUGAAAAUUAUACUCCUGGAAAAUUAGGAGAAAUGGGUCUGGGAUAUGAAGAUAUACACAAGAUAGCUCCGCACAUAGUUUAUUGUUCCAUUUCAGGCUAUGGACAAACUGGCCCAAUGUCCCAGCGUCCAGGUUAUGAUUCUAUCGCGUGUGCUAUGUCUGGCCUCAUGCACAUCACCGGUUCACAGGACGGUGAUCCAGUGAGGCCUGGUGUAGCUAUGACUGACCUAGCGACAGGCUUGUAUGCUCACGGAGCUAUCAUGGCUGGGCUGCUUCAGAAAGAAAAGACAGGGAAAGGGUUGCACAUUGACUGCAACUUGCUUUCAUCUCAGGUUGCCUGCCUUACUCACAUAGCUGCAAAUUAUCUCACUGCAAAAAAGGAAGCAAAAAAGUGGGGAACUGCACAUGAGAGCAUUGUUCCUUACCAGGCUUUCAAGACAAAGGACGGCUUCCUUGUGAUUUGCGCUGGAAAUGACCAGCAAUUUUCAAUUAUUUGCAAGCUCAUGUCAUUACCUGCACUGAGCGGAGACCCCAGGUACCAAACCAACAAGCUCCGGGUUCAGAACAGAAGAGAACUUAUUGAUGUCCUGUCGGCUAGAUUUGUAGAGAAGACAAUAGGAGAUUGGCUCCAGCUGUUUGAAGGUAACGGCGUACCAUGUGGUCCCAUAAACACCAUGGAGCAAGUGUUCUCCGAACCUCAGGUCAUACACAAUGAUCUCAUUUUAGAAAUGGAGCAUCCUACAGCGGGGACGGUAACUGUUCCAGGUCCCGCUGUCCGAUUCAGUGACUUCAAGGUCUCAAGGCCGGAGCCCCCACCUCUGAUCGGGCAGCACACAGUGGAGGUGCUGAAGACCGUGCUGGGUUACAGCGAGAGCUAUAUCAAUGAACUGCUCACAGCGGGAGCAGUCACCCAGCAUGAACUGCACUAAAGGCUAAUCUCUCUUACACAAGCAGUUUUGACCUUUCUGAGAUCAAUCACGUUCACAGUUCAGACAAGGCCUUUUAUAAUUGCAGAAAUGAAUCAAGGUAAAUUUCUUUCCAGACUGUUGCAAGGCAGAUCACUAGAACACUGUUAGUCUCAACGCAAUGAAUUACAAAUUAAACCCCUAAAGAUAUACAAUAAUAAAUACCUCAGCACUCCUAAAUGUAGAUUUCUUGUUGAAAUGGAAUAAAGCACUACCAUGCACUAAGUGUGAA
Callorhinchus milii (elephant shark) is the source of this 1645-nucleotide messenger RNA. It is a transcript of the gene sugct, whose product is annotated as succinyl-CoA:glutarate-CoA transferase. The record is from RefSeq and is a predicted model, not a curated record. The coding region runs from base 238 to 1377 and encodes 379 amino acids. The transcript is spliced from 14 exons. Lineage: Eukaryota; Metazoa; Chordata; Chondrichthyes; Chimaeriformes; Callorhinchidae. Gene Ontology annotation, molecular function: catalytic activity.